Acanthocheilonema viteae is the source of this 228-nucleotide messenger RNA. Lineage: Eukaryota; Metazoa; Nematoda; Chromadorea; Rhabditida; Onchocercidae. The record is from the annotation of a GenBank genome assembly.
AUGCUACGAAGACAACCAACCGAAAUUGUACUGAAAUUGGAUGAGAUUGAUGAGAUGAUGAUAGAAAUCAAGAAACGCGCUGCCGGUGAAAAUGAGGAAGUAGAAAAAGUUUUGACGCAAAAUGUUGUUCGAUCACGUAUUGGCGCGCCAUCACCUCGAAUUCGAAUGAUGCAAGCAACUGACACUCAACUUGCAGGUACUUCAGGUAGCACUGCCAAUUUACCUUAA